Molecule: messenger RNA, 2375 nt
Organism: Asparagus officinalis (garden asparagus)
Lineage: Eukaryota; Viridiplantae; Streptophyta; Magnoliopsida; Asparagales; Asparagaceae
Product: probable Xaa-Pro aminopeptidase P
Exons: 11
Molecular function (GO): metalloaminopeptidase activity
Source: RefSeq, a predicted model, not a curated record
CGCGACCUCUUCUCCCUCCCCUCUCUAACCCUCGACGCCUACAUCGUCCCCUCGCAGGACCCCCACCAGAGCGAGUUCAUCGCCGACUGCUUCCAGCGCCGAGCGUAUAUCUCGGGCUUCACCGGGAGUGCUGGGACUGCCGUCGUCACCAGGGAAAAGGCGGCGCUUUGGACUGAUGGGAGGUACUUCCUGCAGGCGGAGAAGGAGCUUGGGAAGGAGUGGGUUCUGAUGCGGAGCGGGAAUCUGGGGGUUCCGACGAUGGCGGAGUGGCUUAAUGAGGUUUUGGAUGAUGGGAGUAGGGUCGGGGUUGAUCCUUUUCUGUUUUCUUCUGAUGCUGCAGAGGAGCUGAAAGAGGAGAUUUCAAAGAAAAACCAUGAGUUGGUUUUCGUGUAUGAUUUCAAUCUUGUGGAUAAGGUGUGGGGAGAAUCGCGGCCCAAGCCUCCGGUUAGACCAAUCAGAGUGCAUGAUAUUAAAUAUGCUGGUGUGGAUGCCUCAUCGAAGCUGUCUUCAUUGAGAGCUGGACUUGCUGAAGCUGGAUGUACUGCAAUUGUUGUAACCAUGCUUGAUGAAGUUGCUUGGUUGUUGAACUUGAGAGGAGAUGAUAUUCCGCAUUCGCCUGUGGUAUAUGCAUACCUAAUUGUGGAGAAUAACAGUGCUCGAUUAUUUGUUGAUAAUUCCAAAGUCACUGAUGAAGUAAUCGUCCAUCUUGCAAAUGCUGGAGUAGAAGUGAGGCCAUAUGAUACCAUCUUGUCUGAAAUAGAGAGAAUGGCAGAGCAAAAGGCAAAACUAUGGUUGGACUCUUCAAGUGUGAAUGCUGCAAUUGUUAGCAAAUUUAUGUCUGCUUGUGAUAAGAAUAUUAAAAAAUUUGGAACCAAUGGGAAGAACAGAAAUGUGAAGACAUCUAAGGAUAAUCCCCUAGUCAAAAGUCAUGAUGCCAAAAGUGAAGGGCCUAGUGUCUAUUACAAGGUUUCUCCUGUCACCCAUGCCAAAUCAGUGAAAAACGAGGCAGAGCUUGAGGGUAUGCGCAGUUCACAUUUGAGAGAUGCCGUUGCUUUAGCAGAAUUUUGGUCUUGGCUGGAAGAAGAAAUUCUUAAGAAUGUGGAUCUAACUGAAGUAGAAGUUUCUCAGAAACUACUUGAUUUUCGUAAAAAGCAAGCUGGUUUUAUCGACACAAGCUUUGAGACCAUCAGCGGAUACGGACCAAAUGGUGCAAUCAUACAUUACAGGCCCUUACCGGAAAACUGCAGUAUUGUUGAUGACAAGAACCUUUUCCUCCUAGAUAGUGGUGCCCAGUAUGUUGAUGGUACUACUGACAUUACAAGGACAGUACAUUUUGGCGAACCAUCUUCAAGACAAAAAGAGUGUUUCACGCGAGUCUUACAGGGACAUAUAGCUCUUGAUCAGGCAAUAUUCCCUGAAAAUACUCCUGGUUUUGUUCUUGAUGUGUUAGCACGGUCUUCUCUCUGGAAAAUUGGGCUUGAUUAUCGCCAUGGGACUGGUCAUGGUGUAGGUGCUGCAUUAAAUGUGCAUGAAGGUCCACAGAGUAUAAGCUUCCGAUUUGGAAAUAUGACUCCAUUGCGGGAGGGUAUGAUUGUUAGCAACGAACCUGGUUAUUAUGAAGAUCAUUCUUUUGGGAUUAGAAUAGAGAAUCUUCUUUAUGUUGUUGAGAAGAAUUUACCAAAUGCAUUUGGAGGCAUCGGAUAUCUGGGUUUUGAAAAGCUUACAUUUGUUCCAAUUCAGUCUAAACUAGUUGACUUGUCCUUGUUAUCUUCAUCAGAAACCAAUUGGUUGAAUGAUUAUCAUUUAGAAGUCUGGGAAAAGGUAUCACCAUUGCUGGAAGGCUCUGCUCAAGAAUGGCUAUGGAACAAUACCAGGCCCCUUCAGAAGAAAUAAUGUCCGUCCUACCUAUCAAUAUAUUUCCACCAUAUAGAUUCUCUUCAUCACUGUACAUAUUAUCGACGAGAUGCUCCCGAAGGAAUACAAAUCUUUUAGAAGAUGGGAUCAGUAAACAAGCAUUGAAGCAACAAGCAACAAGGACAACUAAACUUCGGCUUUGCUGGUAUUCUUGUAGGGUGUAUACUUGGAGGGUGAAAUUGCCAUGAGGAGCAUUCAAGUAGCCCUUUUUGAGGCCUCUUUGCAAGAAAAUAGGCCUCAUUUAUUUGCUGCUAAGCUUUUUCCAGACCAACGAGGAUCUUACGUAGUAAAAUCUGUGUUCUUAUAUUGGUUUGAAUGCAAUAAGUUCACGCAAUUAUUUGUCAAUAAUAAUUGUUAUUGGUCCGAAAAGAGAAAACGAGAGAACCCUCUCACAUCGAGGCUCAACUCCUGCAAUUUUUUGGCGUCAUCCACGAGCGUAAUGUUUGAAAGUCUACAUGAAA